Molecule: messenger RNA, 249 nt
Organism: Paramecium sonneborni
Lineage: Eukaryota; Ciliophora; Oligohymenophorea; Peniculida; Parameciidae
Source: the annotation of a GenBank genome assembly
AUGGCCUAAUUGACUUAUAUUAGUUUACAUUUCAAAAUGGUAAUUUUAGGUAUGGCCAACAUUGGUAAAAUUUAUUUAUUCAAUUCUAUGUAGAUUCAAUAUGCUAAGUAAACAAUUUUAUUCCAGCAGAAAAUUGCCCAUUUUGCACUAUUGAUCUAAAUUAAGCAGUAAUUUAAGGUAUCUGAUCCUAAAUUUAAAUAUCUUUGUCAGAUUUUUAAACUUAAAUCAUAGAUUAUCUCUACUCUAUGA